AUGAUGUUCGUCGUAUUGAUCACCUUCGUCCUUGCGCUUGCCCACAAAGCAUCCGCCCAUUUCAAGAUCAACUACCCGACCUGGCGUAGUGACACCUUCAAUGAAGCUCUCAACUACUCCCAGUGGACGUAUCCUUGCGGCGGCGUUCCCGAUGGUGUCGGCAACCGAACCGAGUGGCCCAUCACCGAUGGUGCUGUCCAACUCACCCUACAUCAUCCCUGGACCUAUCUCUUCGUCAACGUUGGCCUUGGCUCUUCUGUCACUAACUUUAACAUGUCCUUCACGCCUGACCUGAUGAACGUCACUGGCCAAGGCGGAUUCUGUCUUCCGUCGCUCUCCGUUCCCAUGAAGGUCAGCGACGGCACUAAUGCCACCAUUCAAGUUGUUACCAGUGGUGAUUCUGGUUCUGCUUUGUAUAACUGUGCUGACAUCGUCUUUCGAUCUUCUGCAAAAGUUCCGGCUGGCGUGUGCAAGAACGACACGGGCAUGUCAGCCGUCAUCGUUGGCCAUUCGUCGGCUGCAGCCUCUAAUUCAUCAGCCACAGCGGCUUGCCCGUCCUCCACUUCUGCCCAUAAUUCGGCGACGGGAAUAGCCGUAGAAGGAAUUGUACUAGCAGUUAUGCUCGGUCUAGCCGGUGUCUUUGCUACCGGUGCAGUCUGA
Messenger RNA from Daldinia childiae, 660 nucleotides. RefSeq lists its product as uncharacterized. NCBI's taxonomy places the organism in Eukaryota, Fungi, Ascomycota, Sordariomycetes, Xylariales, Hypoxylaceae. The transcript is spliced from 3 exons. The record is from RefSeq and is a predicted model, not a curated record. Bases 1 to 660 code for a protein of 219 amino acids.